Molecule: messenger RNA, 507 nt
Organism: Naegleria lovaniensis
Lineage: Eukaryota; Heterolobosea; Eutetramitea; Acrasida; Naegleriidae
Exons: 1
Coding region: 1-507 (168 amino acids)
Cellular component (GO): endoplasmic reticulum lumen
Molecular function (GO): oxidoreductase activity
Source: RefSeq, a predicted model, not a curated record
AUGAAAGUUUUGCGAAAGCCCGUCGUCAUCUUGGCUUGUCUCUUGCUGUGGAUCGGGAUCAUUCUCUUUUCAGUUUCAGUCCAUUCAGCCACACUAACGCCACAACAAUGCGAAGAUUUGGGAUUUAAAUCAUCGGAAUUGAGUUGUUCAACAUGUAAAGAAUUUUCUCUCUUUUUGAGUGAAAAGAAAAUUAUUGAAAAUUGUAAUAAUUGUUGUCAAGAUGUUACAAAUCAAGAAAAAGGAGAGUCAUCCAGUAACGCAACAGAAAAAGAAUUUGUUAGUGGAGUACUCUACAUGUGUUAUUGUAAUAUUAGAUCUUUCCCUGAAAUUGAAGGGUUUAUGAAUAACGAUGCCAAAAAAUUUAGAAAUUUGCAAGUAUUGCAACGUCAAGGAGUUAUGCCAACAUUGUCCAUGAAGAGAAAAGAUGGUUCAGAAGAAUCUCAUUUAGUGAGUCACUGGAAAAUUGAUGAAAUCAAAGAAUUUUUAAAUGAAAAAUUACUUGCAUAA